Penicillium brasilianum is the source of this 1551-nucleotide messenger RNA. The record is from the annotation of a GenBank genome assembly. Lineage: Eukaryota; Fungi; Ascomycota; Eurotiomycetes; Eurotiales; Aspergillaceae.
CGACGCCUGCUUAGUAUUUCUACCAAGUCGCUCUCUGACUGAUUAUACCAUAGUCAAUUAAGCUUCCUUGCUAAUCCGGCAAAGAACUCGUCUCUCAUCGCUUGAUCCCUGGCAUUGGGAAUUAAUUGAAGUAUAAGGCUUUUGCUGUGGCCAUUGCGUGCGACCCUCACUUCAGCUGCCGGAGAUACAUAUAUGUCGUCAGAAGUACGCCAGCAGAACACGCCAUCAACGAGUGAUUCUGCGAAUCUUCACACGAGUAAUCGUCGUCUCUUCCUGCUUUCCGUGGUAACCGUCAUUUUCGCAGCGCUGGUUGCCCUUUUUUGGCGCGAAACCACCAAUCUGUUCCUUUUCCGACGCUUUUUCGGAUCCUCCUCGGGGGUUGCUGCUAGCUCGUUGACUAAGUCAGUGUCUGCGCCCGUGGUAACAUCGUCGUCAAUUGCGGAACAACCGGGUUACAAGAUGAAGACGCCUGUUUAUUUCUUCAGCCAUGGCGGGCCUAACAUCAUGUUUGAUGUGGAGCACCCGGCGCACAAGAAGCUGGGUCAAAUUGGACGCGAGAUUACGACCAAGGUGAAGCCGCGUGCCGUGGUGGUGUUCUCGGCGCAUUGGCAGGGUGGUCGAGAUACCGUUUAUGUGAACACGGCUGAAAAUACGGAUCUGAUUUAUGAUUUCUAUGGGUUCCCGGGCCAUUACUACAAGGAGCAGUAUCCCAACGUUGGUAGCAAAGAGGUCUCGCAUAAAGUGCUCGAUGCGCUGAAGGAAGCUGGCAUUGACGCCAAGGGUGUGAAGCGUGGUCUGGACCACGGUGUAUGGGUGAGCUUCAAGUGUGCAUUCGAGCCCGACUCGAACCCAUUGAAUGUCCCGGUCGUGCAGGUCUCCCUCUUCGAUACCGAGGACCCGAAUCAGCACUACCGCCUCGGCCAAGCCGUGGCCCGCCUGCGUGAGGAGAAUAUCCUCAUCAUCGUCUCCGGCAUGGCUGUGCAUAACUUGCGUGAUUUGCGAUUUACAUUUGGUGACCCGCGCCCCAUGCCGUACUCCGUCAGCUUCGACGAGGCCCUCAAGGAUGCUGCGACGAAACCACCGGCCGAGCGGCAACAGGCUCUGGCAGACCUUCUGAAGCGUCCGGAUGCUCGACAGGCUCACCCAACCUUUGACCACCUACUACCCAUCCACAUUGGCGCAGGUGCGGCGCAAGAGGACGUGGGCAAGAGAAUCUGGACAUUCCCGGAGGGCAGCAUGAGCUGGGCGCAGUUCCGGUUCGGGGAGCUGAAUAAUGCUAGUACAUCGUUAUAGCAUGUAGUGACACACAAUAUUUUGGAAUAGAAAGCAUAGCAAAGCGUGAGAAUGAGAAAUGAGAAGCUGUUGAGAAUUUUGAUGAGGUUCGAUUUCAUCUAUAGAUACAAGGUACAUGUAACUUUGGGACGGGAUAACGCGGGAGAGAGAACUUGGAAGGGACGAUGCGUGGGAAGGUUAUACUGGGAGAGGAAUUCGUUAUGAAGUCUGCUUCACCAGGGUCGUGAUGCGCUCUUCGAUCUGCGAGUCAGACAGGCC